Molecule: messenger RNA, 468 nt
Organism: Encephalitozoon romaleae SJ-2008
Lineage: Eukaryota; Fungi; Microsporidia; Unikaryonidae
Product: DNA-directed RNA polymerase II subunit E'
Exons: 1
Coding region: 1-468 (155 amino acids)
Biological process (GO): positive regulation of nuclear-transcribed mRNA poly(A) tail shortening; DNA-templated transcription; positive regulation of translational initiation
Cellular component (GO): P-body; RNA polymerase II, core complex
Molecular function (GO): translation initiation factor binding; single-stranded RNA binding; single-stranded DNA binding
Source: RefSeq, a predicted model, not a curated record
AUGUUUUUUGUGAGAGACUUUGUACAAAACAUUCAUUUGAGUCCAAGCUAUCUUGGCCCAAAUAUACAAACACUUAUAGAAGAAUACCUAUUAAGUAAGGUUGAGGGAUCAUGUAGUUCUAGCGGGUAUGUAGUUAUGGUUCUCAGCAUAGAUGAGGUAAGUGAGAGUAGAAUCAUCCUGACAGGAGAAACCAUAUUUACUGUCAAGUACAAGGCUCUUACACUAAAGCCAUUUAAAGGCGAGAUAAUUGAUGCAAAUGUCGUUGAAACAAACAAAAUGGGCGUUUUUGCAUCUGUUGGACCACUAACAGUGUUUAUAUCAAACCAUCAAAUACCAAACUUUCUUCUAGAAAAUGAAAUAACAAAGGAUAUAAUGAUUAGAUUAAAGAUCAUUGGAACUAAGAUAGACUCUACCAAAAUAUAUGCUGUUGGGACCUUGAAUGAUGAUUCUCUGGGCAUAAUUUGCUAA